Pelmatolapia mariae (spotted tilapia) is the source of this 789-nucleotide messenger RNA. Its product is annotated as Fc receptor-like protein 5. Bases 1 to 789 code for a protein of 262 amino acids. NCBI's taxonomy places the organism in Eukaryota, Metazoa, Chordata, Actinopteri, Cichliformes, Cichlidae. Gene Ontology annotation, cellular component: plasma membrane. Gene Ontology annotation, biological process: cell surface receptor signaling pathway. Gene Ontology annotation, molecular function: transmembrane signaling receptor activity. The record is from RefSeq and is a predicted model, not a curated record. The transcript is spliced from 6 exons.
AUGGUAAUAACCUUACAGCUCUGUGAUCAGAAAUGCUUCCUGGUGAAAAAGAGUCUCACUAAUGUCCUCAUCAGCAGUGUGUGUGUCUCUGCAGCUGCUACUCUCAGCAUCCAUCCCGACAGGUCAGUCUUCUUUUUUUAUGAAACCGUGACUCUGAGCUGUGCAGUGCCAGGCAGCUUCAGCAGCUGGACAGUGAAGAGAAACACCUCCACAAAGUCUUCUGUUUCAUGUGAGACCUGGGGCCAAUUCAAUGGGUCAUCCUGCACCAUCAAAGGUGUCUACCCAUCAGACAGUGGAGUGUACUGGUGUGAGUCUGACAGCGGGGAGUGCAGCAACACCAUCAACAUCAGAGUGAGAACUGGUCUGAUCCUGCAGGGUCCUGCUGUUCCUCUGACUGAGGGAGACAGUGUGACACUAAACUGCUCCUAUAAGGAAAAAUAUGCAAAACAGUCUACGUCCAAUUUCAGUGCUGAAUUCUACAGAAAUGGUGCUUUUAUUGGAAAUAAGUCUGAAGGAAGGUUGAGUUUUAUCCAUGUGUCCAAGAAGAACGAAGGCUUCUACAAGUGUGAACAUCCAACAAAAGGACAGUCACCAGAGAUUUGGCUGGAAGUGAGAGCUCGAGCUCCGUCUACGACUGCUCCUCCUCCUCCUCCUCCUCUGAUGUCUCUUCCCAGGCUGGCGUACACAAUCUUUUUGUUCAUCCUGUUCACUGGUAUACUCCUACUGUGUAUAUCCAUGCGCCAAAAGUUCACUCGAGCCUCAUCCAGUUGGACAGUAGAUGCCAACUGA